Messenger RNA from Fundulus heteroclitus (mummichog), 567 nucleotides. RefSeq names its product lysozyme C. NCBI's taxonomy places the organism in Eukaryota, Metazoa, Chordata, Actinopteri, Cyprinodontiformes, Fundulidae. The record is from RefSeq and is a predicted model, not a curated record. Gene Ontology annotation, molecular function: lysozyme activity. The transcript is spliced from 5 exons. The coding region runs from base 85 to 519 and encodes 144 amino acids.
GAUCUGUCACACCUGCUUCAUCUGCACGCUCCCUCUUGUUUGCUCAGUCAAUCAAUCAGAUUAGAAACCUUCAGUCCAGCAGAAAUGAUGAAGCACCUGCUGCUGCUGCUCUUGGUGGCUGUGGCCAACGCAAAAAUCUUCGAGCGCUGUGAUUGGGCGAGAACGCUGAAGGCCAAAAACAUGGAUGGUUACCGUGGCAUCAGCUUGGCCAACUGGGUCUGUCUGACCCAACACGAGUCAAACUUCAAUACCCGAGCAAUCAACCGUAACACAGACGGCUCGACUGACUACGGCAUCUUCCAGAUCAACAGCAAAUGGUGGUGCAGCGAUGGCGGCGUUUCGAGAGGCAACGGGUGUGGGAUUCGCUGCAGCGAACUGCAGACAGACGACGUGGAAACGGCGAUCAGAUGCGCCAAACGUGUCGUCGAUGAUCCCAAUGGCAUCGGCGCAUGGGUGGCCUGGAAGGCUCACUGCCAGAACCGAGACCUGAGCAGCUAUCUGAGAGGCUGCAACCUCUGACCCGGAGACCAGAGGCAGAACGGCUGAUGAAACGUUAAUCCAGCAGCU